Messenger RNA from Coccidioides posadasii C735 delta SOWgp, 1335 nucleotides. The record is from RefSeq and is a predicted model, not a curated record. Lineage: Eukaryota; Fungi; Ascomycota; Eurotiomycetes; Onygenales; Onygenaceae.
AUGUCAGCAAACAUGUCUCCAACAUCAAUGUUUGCCUACACUGCCAGUCAGUGGCUACACCUUGACAAACCGCAGCGCGACGCGCGGUACAUUGAAUUCAAUGUCGACCGCCUGUGUGAGAAAGUACUUUCACUCUGCCCCUCUGGCACCUCAAUUGAAAGCUGCCAGAAGCUGGAGGUGCAAUGCAAUACCAAAGUGCCUAUCCUGGCCAUUCUGGAUUGGAGUGAUGAUCCAAACAAUCCCAUUGGCUCAGCAUACAUUAUCAUGGAACAUGCCGGCGGUGUUCCACUACAGGAAGCAUGGGCAGAUAUGCCAUCAGACAAGAAAGUAAAGUGUAUUGGAGCAAUCUGUACAAGUAUUCUGCCAAUAUCUGAACUUGACUUUCUGGCAUAUGGCAGCCUUUAUUUUGCUGAUGCUUCAUUUCUUGAUGCUGCUUCCAAGCAAAAGUUGGAUAAUGAUCUUAAGUACUGCAUUGGGCCGCAUUGCAGAGGGAGUACCUACUGGGAUUGCAAUGUUGGUGAACCAAGAUACUACACAUUCAAGGAACCAAAUAGAGGACCAUCUGAUCAUCUCAUUCUCUGUCAGCAGCAAGCAUCCUACCAAGGCUCUGUGAACCAGCAUCUGGAGCUGCUCAAAGUGGGCCAGGCUGUCUUCUCUGAGUUGUUACAACACCCUGGUAUCAAAUCUAAUGCAACACCGACCCUCUUCCACCCAGAUCUACACAAGAGAAAUAUUUUCAUCUCUAAAGAUGAUCCCACCACUGUGACUGGGAUUAUUGAUUGGCAAUGUGCCAGUGUUGAGCCAGCAUUCUACUACACAGAUGAUGCACCUGAUUUUGCCAAGGUCUCUCCUGAGGGGACAUCAGAGUCUUCUGAGGAAACGCUUUGCAGCCAAGCAUAUGAACUAGGCUGGGCCCUUCUGGCUCCACAUCUAGGAGAAACCAGAAAAAUUGAUGAAACACUCCUCCGGCCAUUUCGCUAUUGCCAUUGGAUGUGGAGAGAUGGGUUUGUACCAUUCACCCACGAACUGAUGCAGCUAAGAGAGGCGUGGAAAAAGCUUGGCUUUAAGAAGGACUGUCCCAUCCCGGCCUUGAGCCCGGAGGAGAUGAGGUCCUACAAGGAACAGCUUGGUAUCUACAAUGGGAUGCUAGAGUUUAGGCAGGAUAUGGUUGAGACCCUGGGAGUGGAGGGGGAUGGCUGGGUGUCUGAGGAUCACUGGGAGGGAGUGAAGAAAGCUCAUCAAUAUUUCUAUGAAACCAUUAUGGCAAGUAUGGAGAAUGACAAGGACCGCGAGGAAUUGAGAACAAUGUGGCCGUUUGAUCAAUGUCAAGCUUGA